Molecule: messenger RNA, 2881 nt
Organism: Hippocampus zosterae (dwarf seahorse)
Lineage: Eukaryota; Metazoa; Chordata; Actinopteri; Syngnathiformes; Syngnathidae
Product: ubiquitin-conjugating enzyme E2 Q2-like
Exons: 13
Coding region: 137-1270 (377 amino acids)
Source: RefSeq, a predicted model, not a curated record
GGGACUCGACGUUAAACCCGCAGCCCUUUUGUUGUUGUUCUCACGCUAACAUGCGAGAUCCGCAGAGCCGACUCGACUGCAUUCCGCCCAGACUUCCCCUCCGCCAGCGGCCUGCUUGCUUUGAGAUGAGUACAAGAUGUCGGUGUCGGGGCUGAAGGCCGAAUUGAAGUUUCUCGAGUCAAUCUUUGACCCAAACCACGAAAGAUUUCGAAUCAUAGACUGGAAACCCGACGAACUCAGUUGCCAGUUUAACGUAACAGGAGAGAAGCUGCUGAUCAUUCACUGCAACAUCACGGAGUCUUACCCCUCAACGUCCCCAAUAUGGUUUGUCGACUCCGAUGAUCCGAGUCUGGCGGAAGUGUUGGAGCGCUUGGAGGAUGUGAGAAAAGGAAGCACGUUGCUUCUUCAGCAGUUGAAGCGUCUCAUUUGUGACCUAUGUCGACUUUACAACCUGCCUCAGCAUCCCGAUGUCGAAAUGCUCGACCAACCUCUGCCUGCUGGCCCCAUUCUCCAGGAGAGAAAGCACGGGCCUUCUGAUGAGGUGACGUCAGAGGAGGACGAAGAGGAAGAAAUGGGAGAGGACAUUGACCUGGACCAAGACUUGGACCAUUACGACAUGAAAGAAGAAGAGCCGGUGGAUGGCAAAAAGUCAGAAGAUGACGGGAUUGAAAAAGAACACCUGGCUAUUUUGGAGAAAAUCCGUAAAAAUCAGAGACAAGACCACUUGAAUGGCGCAGUCUCUGGCUCUGUGCAGGCGUCAGACCGCCUCAUGAAGGAACUCAGGGAGAUCUACAGAUCACAGAGUUACAAGACAGGUAUUUAUUCAGUGGAACUAGUCAAUGACAGCCUUUAUGACUGGCACGUCAAGUUAAGGACGGUAGAUCCGGAUAGUCAGCUACACAGUGAUUUACAGGUCUUAAAAGAAAAGGAAGGAGUGGACUACAUUUUGCUCAAUUUCUCUUAUAAAGAUAAUUUUCCUUUUGAUCCACCGUUUGUGCGGGUUGUCGCCCCUGUGCUCUCCGGAGGUUAUGUUCUGGGAGGCGGAGCCUUGUGUAUGGAACUUCUCACAAAACAGGGCUGGAGCAGUGCCUAUUCCAUAGAAUCUGUAAUCAUGCAGAUAAAUGCAACUCUAGUGAAAGGAAAGGCCAGAGUUCAGUUUGGGGCGAAUAAGAACCAAUACAAUCUUGCCAGAGCACAGCAGUCAUACAAAUCCCUUGUGCAGAUACAUGAAAAGAACGGCUGGUACACACCCCCAAAAGAGGAUGGAUAAGCGGCGGCAAUCACAAUCCACUCGGAACAUGGGUCAACGUGUCUCAUUUUCUUUGGAGUAUUUUUCCCCCCGUCUGACUUGCUGGGAGUACAUCACGUUUCUUGCAGACGCAUCUGUUGGUUCAGCUGACAAGUAUUCCUUCGUAUGAUGUGAGGGCGUCGCCUGCCCUGAUCGUAUCUCUUCGGUUGUCUUUUCUCCAGUUCGAAUGUGUGUGCGUGGGAGGAGGGGUAUGUUUCCUUAGCUGCUUUUAACAAAGUGGACUUUAAGAGUUUUAAAAGUCUUUCUGAAGCCCUUGGAGUGGCAUGUCGACUCACAUGUUUAUAUUGAUUUUGUUGAUUUUCAUGAACAGGUAUACAGUUAUCGUUUUCAAACUAUCUAGCAAAUGUUUCUUUUAUAUGAGCAUCCCAGACAAUAAAUGAGCCAGUUGUCAUAGUUUGGAUGGUUAACUUUAAAUUGAAAUGACCUGCCAUUCUAUCUUUUAAAAGAAAGUUUUGGAUCGAGAAGACACCAAAGGAGAUGGGCUAUCGUCUGGGGGUGUGGGGGACUUUAGAAUCUGCUCAUUGUUGAUAAACAUGAUGCUUUUUGAGAAACAGGAGGAGGAGCUCUAUUUGCCUUAGGCCUGUCCGCACCUCAUCCCUGCCAGAGUUCUCAUAGUUACAGCCGCGGGGUUGAUGUGGUUUAUGGUUUGCAGUGUGACACUCAGUUGUAUUGGCUGUAGAUGUAUUUUUUUCCCCAGGCCAUUUCACGAGAGUCACACUGGAAUCAUCCUCAGAGUAAACAAAGGUUGUUGGGUUAGUAAUAGUGCAAUUUGUUUGUCCUGACAUACCUUGAUUGUAGUGGUUUGCACCUUCCCAGUUGAGUUCCCAACCACAACCUUGUUACAUGACAGUUGGGUUUACCCGCAGUGGGGGGUACGCUGACUGCUCCUUUAUUGCUACGAUAUGCAGAUGUGCUUGUGUGUUGCUUUUGGCAUGAGACAUGAAAGGAUUGGUAGUGUAAAAAUGCAAUAUUUGGCUUAACUUGGCCGUCAUCACGGCAACAAAUCAAACUUGAAGUAACCUGCACACGUUUUAAAGGAGACACUGACUAAUCUGCUCACAUUUCAGGAACAAUUUUCAUGGGUCUUAAGUAACACAAAGGUUGGUUAGUCACCAUUAGUCCCGGUGUAAUUUCACAGCAAGUGAUUCAUAAAUGUCGAAUGGAGCAUUUUCCUCUGAAUCACCGCAAUGCAGCUCUGGUCUGGUGGCAUUGUUUCUUUGUCUUUCAUGGUGUCAUAUCCACAAAAAGUGUCCAGGUAUGUCACCUCAGAGGAUCGUGAUCCGCUGGUGUGGCGGCCUACCGGCAGAUGCCAAAAUUCUGCUCCAAGGGGUGAAAUGAGAGAUAAUUUAAGAUUGAAAGUCAUGCAGUGGUGAAUGGACUUGCACACUACUCUUAACUGGACUGAGUCAAAAAGUUGAAUCUUUCUAAACCAACAAACGGAAGAUGAUGGCGUCUGGCAUGAAUUGCUUGCUUUGGUUUUCUUUCUUAAUAUUUUUCAUUUGCAGACAUUUUGACCAUGUACAGUAAUUUGUAAACUUGCAUCAAGUUUAUGAAUAAAGAAUUUUACGAUUA